AUGGCACUUUACAAGGCUCUAUAUGGUCAUAAAUGCCAUACUCCUUUGUGUUUGACUGAACUUGGUGAACGUCGAGCAUUGGGUCCUGAGUUGAUUUUCGAGACUGAGGAUAAGGUUCUGAGAUUUGGUCGAAAGGGAAAGCUGAGCCCUAGAUUUAUUGGACCUUACCGAAUUUUGAGACGAGUAGGACUGAUUGCCUACCAAUUAGAGCUACCUCUAGAAUUGGAUUGGAUUCAUAAUGUUUUCCAUGUCUCGAUGUUGAGGCGUUACCGCUCGGAUCCAAUGUAUAUUGUUCCAGUUGAGGAGAUUGAGGUUAGGCCAGAUCUAACUUUCAAAGAGGAGCCAGUACAAAUUUUAGAUAAGGAUGUAAAUGUUCUGAGGAGGAAGUCGGUUCCACUGGUUAAGGAUCUUUGGCGUAACCAUAGCUCUGAGGAGGCCAGGUGGGAGCCUGAGGAUGCGAUGCUUUAG
Molecule: messenger RNA, 468 nt
Organism: Gossypium arboreum
Lineage: Eukaryota; Viridiplantae; Streptophyta; Magnoliopsida; Malvales; Malvaceae
Exons: 2
Coding region: 1-468 (155 amino acids)
Source: RefSeq, a predicted model, not a curated record